CUCAUCAGUCAGUUGCCUGUAAACUACGCAGCAUUGACGUUGUGAAUAAGUGAUUUUUAUUCCAACGAUUCACAAUGAGGUUCUUGUUUACUGUGACGUUGUUAAUCGCUGCAACAACCGCAGACAAACGAUGCCACGGAAUUUACUUCGAUGAAAAAUACUUCAACCUUGACAUUAUCAAAGAAGGAAUCCAUCAACUACACGCGUUAGCUCUCAACAGAAACGAUAAUACAGCUUACUUCACUUUUGAAACCCUUUCCCAAAUACCAAACCGUGUCUUAGGUUAUAUAGAACUAAAUACUGGCAAAGUGGGAGUAAUCGAAGGCAUACGAAAUGCGACAGGAAUUGCUAUUGAUCAGUUUUACGGAAAAGUUUACGUUGGUGGCAUGGAUGGGCUUUAUAAAGUUAACGAUCGGAAAAUUCCUGAAAGAUUGCCUCUACAAGACGACGUACGGAGUCUUUUCUUCAAGGACGGACUAUAUUUUAUUAAUAAGAAUAAACAAGCUUAUAAAUUUGAAGACGGUUACGCUGCCUUUGUACCGGAGUUACGUGGCGUUGAAUUAGACAGUCUAAUUUUAGAUGAUGAUAACAAUAUAUUCUUUACUCAAAAUAAAAAGUUGUUCAGAGUCAAAUUGGGCACUAAAGCGAUUAAUACACACGAAAUGCAUGUCGUUGAUGCACUUACAACUGAUGUGUACUAUAAAUCGUAUAUAUGUACUAGAAAUGGUGUAUUUUCAUAUAAUAAAUACAAGUAUGUUUAUGAUAAAGUAUCUGAAAUAGGUGGUCUGAAAGCUUUGGCGUUUAAUAAACUUAAUGAACCAAUUUAUGCAGUUGCUGAUUAUAUUGUGAAGCUCAGACAAAAUGAGGUUCCUUGUUUUGAAGACUAAGAUUUACACUUUAAAAACGACAGGAAAUAUAUGCCCUUUAUCAUUUGUCUCACGAAUACCAAUGUAUACACAGUAUUAAACAGUUUAUAAUUUGUAGUAUAUAGAUAUAUAUAGACUUGGAUUCGUUCAUGUAAAACAGCUCCUUACCGAGAACUUUUUCAAUCAGGUUUAAUUGUACUUUUUUGGCCUUUUAUUACUUUUUGUGAAAACUUUUAACUGUCCUUCUAUAAUAAUGUAUGUUACUUAAUCUUUUAAAGUACCUGUAAGAUUUAUUAAAAUUGUAAAAUAAAUAAAUAAAUAUAUGUAUCACACUGACCUCUGUAAUAUUCAAGCUGGAACAGUAACUUUAAAAAAUACAGUUUGUUUGUGUACCGAUUUGAAAUGCUACGGUAAAAGUACCAAUAAUGAAACUUUUUUGACAUUACAAGCCUUCAAGUACAUGCUGUCAGGAGUAACAACAGUUACCAGCGUCAAAAUGGCUAAUAUACAAUGGAUUCAGUUUAGUUCUAUUUAAUAAAAUAUAAGUCAACGCUGUAUUUAAGAUGUCCGAAAUGCUAACAACGAAAUGUUAUUGUCAAACUGGGAGAGCAAACAUCUGAAAAUGUAAUUAAAAGAUGUUGUAAAUGAAAUAAUUUUUACUAAAAUAAUAUGCGUUAUCUGUACUGAUAAAUAAAAUUAAAGUGUCUCUUUCGAA
This is a messenger RNA of Leptidea sinapis, 1581 nucleotides long. RefSeq names its product ommochrome-binding protein-like. The transcript is spliced from 2 exons. NCBI's taxonomy places the organism in Eukaryota, Metazoa, Arthropoda, Insecta, Lepidoptera, Pieridae. The record is from RefSeq and is a predicted model, not a curated record. The coding region runs from base 75 to 887 and encodes 270 amino acids.